GGCUCUUUCUUUGAAACUGGGCGGGACAAAACAACAGCGACGACCAAUCCUCUGCGAGCUCACCGCCUGACACCAAAAGGUAAACAGACUUGUUUUGAUCUGUCAAAAGAUCAGGCGACAGUGCUUUCACAGAAAAAGUAGUCGGUGUCAUUGUGAGCUAGAACUGUCCAAGUAAACCGGGUUGUUCCCGACGGACACCCAGGUGUCUCCGCGCGUCAUUCUGUUCCCGUUACGUGUCUUAUGGCUGUUUUAAAGCGCGUUGCUUUAGCUAGCAUGCUAACCAGCUGAUAGCUGGCUAGCAUGUUCUUCACCGUGUAAACUAAGUUAACACCAUCCGACGGCGUCGCGGCGGCAGGUCGACGGAAGGGCGUGUGCGUGUAAAGAUACGCUUUCAUGUCUCUCCCAUCGCUACGUGGAUUGAGCGAUGGCGUAAAUCUCGUGUUUAACGCGUUACAGAUCAGGACCGGGUCACGCUGACGCGCGGGAACAUUUCGAGCAACGCGCACUAACCGCUGGCCGCCCGGUCGAUCCUCCACACGACGACGGCACGUGUGGCUUAACGUUAAAUGUACAACAGCACUUAGAAUGGUGCUGGCUCGAGACAGGCGAUGAAGCCCGGACACCAGCACUCCUGCAUGGCGGAGGAAGGCUCGCUGAGUCCAAUGGGAGGACGGCCCGGCUCUUCAGGCCGCCCGAGCCGGCAGACCUUCAAGAGUCCAGCCCAUUUCCGCAGCCUGCUGGACGGCCUGCUGGUCCUCAGACAGAGCGGCAUCCUGUUCGACGUGGUGCUGCUGGUGGAGGGUCGACCCAUCCAAGCCCACCGCAUCCUCCUGGCAGCCUCUUGCGAUUACUUUAGGGGAAUGUUCGCUGGAGGCCUUCGCGAGAUGCAGCAAGUGGAGAUCCCGAUUCAUGGAGUGUCUUACAUGGCCAUGACAAAAAUACUUGACUACAUUUACACGUCAGAGAUCGAGUUAGACCUGGAGUGUGUGCAGGAAGUCUUGAUGGCUGCCACACUAGUGCAGCUUGAGAUUGUCAUCAGCUUUUGCUGUGAUUUCCUUUUCUCCUGGCUGGACGAGAGCAACAUCUUAGAGGUCCAUAAUCUAGCGGAUCUCUACGGACUGCAACAACUCAACGCCAGGGUCCACUCCUACAUCCUCGGGAACAUCCAGACGUUGUCUCGCACCGAUGUUUACCGACAACUCCCCCAGGAGGAGGUGUUCAGCGCGCUGAGCAGCGAAGAGCUUCAAGUGAACAGUGAGAACGAGGUGUACGAGGCGGCGCUUCACUACCACUACAGUCCUGAGCAGGUGGAAACUGACCAGGUGUACUUGCAGGUCAGUCCCAAGGACAAUCUCAAGAUGCUGGAUGCGGUGCGUUUCUGCCUGAUUGAGAAACAAGUGCUGCAGAGGCUGUACGGCCGACUGAACCAGUGUCCGCUGAAGGACUCGGUGUCAGCCGCCCUGCGGUACCAUGAGCAGGAGAUCCGGCAGCCCGUCCUGCAAAGUCCUCUCACUCAGCCACGGUCCACCUUCUACUGCAUUUUGGGCUUCGGGGGGAUGUUCACCUCCGGAUCCCUCACGGACAACGAGCAUCUGUUCCAGGUGUUCCACCCGAGCUGGGGGGAGUGGAGGACUCUGACCGCACCGAACACCCCCCGAAUGUCCAACCAGGGCAUCGCUGUGCUCAACAACUUUGUUUAUCUCAUCGGAGGAGACAAGAACACCAGUGGGUUUCGCGCAGAGACGCGCUGCUGGAGGUACGACCCUCGUCACAACAGCUGGUGCUCCAUUCAGCCCCUUCAGCAGCAGCAUGCUGACCACUGUGUGUGUGUGAUGGGCGGCUAUAUUUACGCCAUCGGAGGGCGGGACUACAGCAAUGAACUGGAGUCAGUGGAGCGCUACGACCCACACACCAACAUGUGGGAGUUUGCAUCACCCCUGAAGAGAGAGGUCUACGCCCACGCUGCGGCCGUGCUGGAUGAUCACAUGUAUAUAACAUGCGGGCGCAGAGGAAAUGCGUACCUCAGCGAGACCUACUGUUUUGAUCCUGCGGCCAAUCAUUGGACAGCUUGUGCUGAGGGGCCGGUGGAGCGAGCGUGGCACGGCAUGGCGGCUGUUAAUGGACGCAUUUAUGUUAUUGGUGGAAGCAAUGACGAGCGUGGAUAUCGCCGCGACGUCCUGAAGGUGGCCUGCUUUGACCCCAAAGCCAACUCUUGGUCUCUGCUGACCCCCCUCCAUGCGGGACACGGAGAACCCGGCAUCGCUGUGCUGGACAGUCGCAUCUACGUCCUGGGAGGACGCUCGCAUGACAAGGGCAACCGGAUGAAAUACGUCCACGUGUACAACACCGAGGCGGACGAGUGGGAGAACGAGACGGAGUUCAAGGAGCGCGUCUCCGGCCUGGCCGCCUGCGUGGCGCUCAUGUCCCCGGCUGUGAUCGCCCAGGCCAGGAGCUGGGAGCAGCGCACCAAGGCUUCAUGGGAGGAUGUGGACAUGGACAACUCUGAGGACUCCGGUGAGGAUUGAAGCAGCCGCGUCGAACUUAAAGUCUGAACUGGAAGUCUGUCUGAUCACCGGAGACUGUCGUGCACUUUUCUUCCACCGCAUGUUGAAGUGCCCGGAGGUUAUCUUCGGGCAGCAUCGGGUCCUCCUUGCACGUUGAUUGCUUUGAGUGCCUCUGAACAGAGUCGUUCAGGACACUUUUUAAAUUACGUUUGAUUUAUCUUUUUACAUCAUCAUAACCCUGCUGUCAUGCUACUGCUGAUCCCUCAUUCUCACAUGUGAAUUGAGUUGUUUAUCAGAGAGAGAACCUCGACAUCUUUAGGUGACACAAAGCAGCAAAGAAUUCUGGCUAUGCAAGAGCACUCGGUGAUUUCAGAUCCGCCGAAAUCUGGUCAGAGAUUAUAUGGCAGGAGUUACCUUUUUUGAUUCAUUGUUAAUAUAUGGGAUUUAAAGACCAUUGUUGGACUUAAAAUAUAAUUGAGUUUUUGUUUUUGACUUUUUUUGCAUUGUUUCUAUACGAUGAAGUGGGUUAGGUUGAAGUUACACUUUUUUGAAAAUAUAUUUGAACAUUGUGCCUUGUUUUUGUGGUGACAUCCUCAACGUGUGCUGUGAAGUGUAUAUUGCAUGUUUCAGUGUAUUCUCCAGAUGCAUAUGAGCCUUUAUUAUUAUGCCUCUUACAUUACAAUUUGUUUAAAACACAUUGAAAUGGUUUGUGGCUGCACCUGAACGAUGAGGCGCCGGUGCUGCGGGUCGUAGACCGAUGUCUGGUUCUGAUUUAUGAAUGUCCAGUCUGGAUUAUGUUUGUGAUGAAAACCAAACCAUCAUUGUCAUAUUUGUUGUGUCCUCUCAUGGAUCUUCCACACGGUAUAAACCUAUAUUGCAUUAUUGAAUUCAAAGAUCACAAUGAGGAGUGGUUGUAACGUCGGGCUCCACUCCGUGCUUCUGCUCGAUGCCUCACUUCCUCGGUAUGCGGUUUAUUCUAAGAAUAUUCUGACAUCUAAGAAGUUUAAUGACGCUGUGAAUCCUUUACCGUCAAUGGAAACACUCCACGAAGUCUGUUUUUAAAUGUGAUUUUCUUUUUCCUAUAGUGAGAAUUUCAUCUGAAGAAGAAAAUGCAAUAUAUUAGAACACACUUGUCACAUAAGAGACAUGCAAACACGAUAUCAUAUCCAUGACUUACAUCUUGUGAACUAAUAAAGAUACUAAUAUAU
Molecule: messenger RNA, 3712 nt
Organism: Pseudoliparis swirei
Lineage: Eukaryota; Metazoa; Chordata; Actinopteri; Perciformes; Liparidae
Gene: klhl22
Product: kelch-like family member 22
Exons: 7
Coding region: 609-2525 (638 amino acids)
Biological process (GO): proteasome-mediated ubiquitin-dependent protein catabolic process; positive regulation of TORC1 signaling; protein monoubiquitination
Cellular component (GO): cytosol; polar microtubule; nucleus
Molecular function (GO): protein binding
Source: RefSeq, a predicted model, not a curated record